Cinara cedri is the source of this 669-nucleotide messenger RNA. NCBI's taxonomy places the organism in Eukaryota, Metazoa, Arthropoda, Insecta, Hemiptera, Aphididae. The record is from the annotation of a GenBank genome assembly.
AUGCCUCGGAUAAGUGGAGUUUUGGAUAAAAAGACUGGAAAUCGGAAAAAUGGCUUAUUGUUUGGGACAUUUAACGUACGUACUCUUUUCAAACCAGGUGCGGCCCAAAAUAUUGUUAAAGAAAUCGAGAAAUACAAGUUAACAAUAGUGGCUUUACAAGAAAUUAGAUGGGAUGAUAAUGGAACGAUAGAUAUACAAGAAACAACAAUACUUUAUGGUAAAUGCAAUCAACAACGUCAGUUUGGAACUGGGUUUGCGGUACACAAAAGCUUAAUACCAAAUAUAAGGGAGUUCAAAGAUAUCAAUCCAAGAAUCUCAUUGUUGACAAUGAAAGUGCAGUUUUUUGACAUAACUUUCAUAAAUGUGCAUGUGCCUUCCGAAGGUAAGCCGCAGGAAGAGAAGGAUGACUUCUAUGAGUGCUUGGAUUUAACAUUAAAUGCAUUACCUCAACACAGAAUUAAAAUAGUCUUAGGUGACCUAAACGCAAAAGUUGGUAAAAAGGCUGUAUUCAGACCAAUAAUUGGUAGUCACAGCCUGCACGAGGUUACAAAUGAUAAUGGAUUAAGACUUAUCGAUUUUGCAUGUGGAAAUGGACUUGUAGUGAAAAGCACAAUGUUUCCUCAUAAAAAUAUUUAUAAGGGAACAUGGAUGUCACCAGAUGGAAUGUAG